AUGGGUAACACAGACAGCCGGACGAUUUUCCGCGACCAAAUCCAGCAUUUAUUGAACGAAAAUAUCCCUGAUUCAGAAACUGAGUUUUGGGACAUGUUUUUUACGCUGCCAGUUACAAGUGAAGAUGUUUUUGCUAUGGUCCUUUCUGAUGACGUAAGAAAAUUAAUAGACGAUAAGCCGAAUAAUCUUUACCACAUCAUUGAGUAUAGCUUGAUUUUUAUGGACGAAGCAUGGCAGCAAGUGGAGGAAUUGAAUAGCAAUAGAAUGAUCGCUGUCAACAACGCUGUCAGAUUUUUGACAAGAAUAGUCCCUUUUACUUUAGAAAAUCAAGAACGCACAGGAUUUUAUGAGUUUUGGUGGGGAGAAAAUCCACGAGCUUUUAGGCUAUUAAAAGCCUGUGUAGGGCUGAUGUUUACUCCGCUUUAUUCAGUGGUUGCAUCUUUACAGAGAACGAGCAUUGAUAAUUUCAAUCAAGUAGAGCUAGCUUUGUUGUGGAAAGGUGGGUUACUGACUCCUAAUAUUGGUGAAGAUGUAAGUACACAGAUGUGGGAUAAUAGAUAUGAGUUACUAAGGCUGCUUUUGGCAUGUAUUGGAGAGAAUAUGUAUGAAGAAAUGAGUAAGAUGAGCGAAAGAGUAAACCCAUGACUUUGACUUUUGUGCUCACAAGCGAUUCCAUUUAGUGCACAGUUGUUUUAUUCAAUUGUGAAUAUAUUGAUUUCAUAUGAUCCGUAUGGGAUGUGAAACUUACCGUAUGCUAGCUAUUGGUCUUCAGCUGUAAAAGAGAGAGCGCUACAGAGCUCUUUAGAUAUUUUGGUUCUUAUGCUUGAAUUUGUACCUCCAAAUGAUGAAAGACUUAAUAAGUUAAAGCCUCAUGAAUUGAGGGCUAAACAGCUGAUUGAAACUAGACAAGUUACGCAAGGGGCUUUAUUUAGAAAUGAAAUGCAGUUGAGAUUGAGGGAUAUCUCCAAAGAUGAAGACUUUCAAAAAAUAAUUACAGGGUUUAACAAAAUUGUAACAACUGGAAUUGUUGCGCAGAACACAUAUCUCCCAUCUUCUCAAAAAAUAGUCCCCUGCACUGAGGAAAUUUUGAUUUUGCUUUGGCUACUUAUAGAGUCUAAUGAAAAAUUUUAUAACUAUCUUAUAAAAAGCAACGCAAAAGAGCUAAUUGUGCCAAUUAUAUACUGCAUAUUAGAAAAAAUGGAAUCAGUAAGCCACUAUGGCUUAUUGUGCAUUAUCACAAAUAUUUUAAUCAAACUGAGUGAAAACAGAAAAUUCUCUGUAUCCCUCAAUGCAAAGUAUUCAGGCAAUUUGCCAGUCAGUUUCCCUAAUUUCAAUGGAACUUAUGCAGAUGUUUUAAUUAUCACUGUUGGGAAAAUCAUUCAAGCUGGAAAUCAAGCUUUAGAAGGAAUAUAUCCAAGCUUGCUUAUAAUCAUCAUAUAAAUAAAAUGGCAUUCGGUUCGAGAGAAAUUAGCUUGCUAAUUUUCUCUCCCUCAUGGAAUUUUAUUUAUAGGGUUAGGUUUUCACUCGAGAACUUCUGGACAGCAAUAGUGGUUUAACUCUGGGGAUAACUAGAGAGGAACUGCUCCUCAGUCCUCUCAAAAUUUCGGGGUUUUACCUCUCAGCACAUCUCCACGGGAAGAUGACCCUUAGGCGGAACACGCGCAGGAGCUGAGUCGAGACAAGGGCGACGGCAUCGCGCCGGGUGAGACGUGCAGCAAGGCUGGUGAAGCAGGAGUUGAUAGAAGGCUUGGCCAGGGGCUGACCUGUUCCAAGAUGGCUCGCCUACGUCACUAGUUUUGCUAUAGGUCCUUUUUGGGCUGCGGCACUAGACACCUUAAACACCAGAUAAUUAAGUUAAGUUAACUUAAGCUUAUAAUCAUCACAAAUAUAUCUCCAUAUCUCAAAUCUCUAUCAGUAGUUUCUUCACAAACAAUCAUGAGGUUUUUUGAAACAUUUUCUUUACAAAGAUGGCUCCUUGCCUCUCCUACAAACCAUUAUUUGAUUUUUUAUGUGCUUGAAAUCAUUGCGAAUUUAAUCCAAUACCAAUGGCAAGCAAGCUCAUAUUUAAUUUUGUAUAUUAUUAGAAAAAAAGAUUUAUUUGUAAAAUUGAAUAAAUUGAAGCUGGAAGAGGAAGAAAACAAUAAGGAAGAAACGAAAAAAAGCGAGGAAAGCAAAAAAAGCGAAGAGGCAGGAGUUGAGGAAGAAAAAAUCCCUGAAAAUAGAAUUAUUGGGCUACUUUCAGAAAGAGUUGAAGAAAAAGUGGUGAAUUCUUCGAUUUUGCAAAGCCAUGUAAGUGCUGAAUCUGAUGAAAUUGAAAAUACAAACACAGCACAGAAUCUACCUAGUGAAGAAGAUUGAAAGCCAUCACAACAAUGGCUGGCUUCGUGAAAAAAGAAGCUACCUAUGGCAGUUCCCAUGAUCUGCAUACAGGAAUUACUACCUGAGUUGGAAAGCUAUACGUUGAAAAACCCAAAAUGCCAAGAUAAAGAGUUAAUUGACCUUAUACAAGAAGAGGUGCUUGUUGGGAUUUUACCAGUCCCGCAUCCUAUUGUAACGCGAAAAUAUUUGAAUAAUCCUAUCACAAGAUUGUGGCUAUCAUGCUCAAUUUGGGGGAUUAUUUAUUUGAAAAAUCAAUACAUGCCUCUUUAUGAUCCAAAAAAUAUAAAAAUGUUCUCUGUGCAAUUCGAGUAA
Molecule: messenger RNA, 2691 nt
Organism: Blepharisma stoltei
Lineage: Eukaryota; Ciliophora; Heterotrichea; Heterotrichida; Blepharismidae
Source: the annotation of a GenBank genome assembly